This is a messenger RNA of Eruca vesicaria subsp. sativa (arugula), 1658 nucleotides long. Lineage: Eukaryota; Viridiplantae; Streptophyta; Magnoliopsida; Brassicales; Brassicaceae. The record is from the annotation of a GenBank genome assembly.
UCUUAAAUCAAAUCUGACAUCCGAACGCCCACGCCCACCAGUCCACCACUGCGGUCGUGUAUGUUCAAUUUCUGCCUGAAUCAAUUUCCAACGGCUGACUAUUAAAAACUCAAACCAUGAUUCGGCGGCCGAUCUACAACUCCUUUGCCGUGUCUCGUCACCUAACGUCUCCCCUCUCGCGUUUUCUAUUCUCUUCUUCAUCUAAAGACAGUCCCCAUGAACCGAUGGAAUCAAAUCAGAACCCUAAAUCCCCAUUCGGAUCUCCGACCCGGGUCCAAAAGCUCAUAGCUUCGCAAUCGGAUCCUCUCCUCGCGAAAGAGAUAUUCGAUUACGCCUCUCAACACUCCAAUUUCCGCCACACUCAAUCUUCUCACCUCGUCCUUAUCCUCAAACUCGGCCGCUCUAGACACUUGGGCCUCAUCGACGACGUUCUCGCCAAGCACAGAUCGAGCGGUUACCCAGUCACCGGAGAGCUUUUCACGUAUCUGAUCAAAGUCUACGCCGAAGCCAAGCUGCCGGAGAAAGCUUUCGCAAUGUUUUACAAAAUGCUCGAAUUCAAUUUCACGCCACAACCCAAGCAUCUGAAUCGGAUUCUCGAGGUCCUCGUCAGCCAUAGAGGCUAUCUCAGCAAAGCUUUUGAGGUUUUCAAGAGUGCACGGCUUCACGGUGUGAUGCCCAACACGACAACAUACAACAUAUUGAUGCAAGCCUUUUGUCUCAACGAUGACUUGAGUGUUGCUUACAAGCUGUUCGGUGAAAUGCUUGAGAGAGAUGUUGUCCCUGAUGUAGAGUCUUAUAGGAUUUUGAUACAAGGGUUUUGUCGGAAAGGGCAAGCCAAUGGUGCUAUGGAGUUACUUGAAGAUAUGUUGAACAAAGGGUUUGUGCCCGAUAGGUUGAGUUACACUACUUUGUUGAACAGUUUGUGUAGGAAGACACAGCUUAGAGAGGCUUAUAAGCUUCUAUGUAGAAUGAAGUUGAAAGGUUGUAACCCUGAUAUUGUUCAUUACAAAACGAUGAUUCUAGGGUUCUGUAGACAAGGUCGUGCUAUGGAUGCCAGGAAGGUUCUUGAUUAUAUGUCGUGUAAUAGUUGCUCACCUGAUUCGGUUUCAUAUAGGACAUUGAUUGUGGGGUUGUGUGGUCAAGGGAUGUUUGAGGAAGGCAAGAAGUAUCUACAUGAGAUGAUAUCGAAUGGGUUUUCUCCUCAUUUUUCGGUUUCUAAUUGUUUGGUGAAAGGGUUUUGCAGUUUUGGGAAAGUCGAAGAAGCAUGUGAUGUGGUGGAGCUUGUGAUGAAGAAUGGUGAAACCUUGCAUUCAGAAACUUGGGAGAUGAUAAUUCCUAUGGUCUGUAAAGAAGAUGACUCUGAGAAGAUCAAAAUGUUUAUUGAAGAUGCAAUGAAAGUGGAGAUAAGCGGUGAUACCAGACUUGUUGAUGUGGGUAUCGGUUUAGGAUCAUAUCUUUCUAGUAAGCUACAGAUGAAACGUAAGAAUGCCAGAGAUAGGAAACGUUUAUAGAUAGAUAGAUUCCUUCUUGAAGAUAAAGGUAUCUUUAUCUGCUAUAGCUGAACCUGAGAUUCGAAUUGAAUCUGAUCCAAAUAUUUGAAUUCAUAAAAUUACCAAACGGAUCCUGCAGUACGUUAGGUUGGAUAUUGGGUAUUAUCG